AUGAUACAAUUGAAGGCUCUCACUUUUUACCACGGUGGUAGUAGUAGUAGUGGUGGUGGUAGUAGUAGUAGUAGUGGUGGUGGUGGUAGUAGUGGUAGUCGUCGUAGUGGUGGUAGUAGUCGUAGUGGUGGUAGUAGUAGUCGUCGUGGUGGUAGUCGUAGUCGUGGUCGUGGUCGUAGUCGUCGUGGUCGUCGUCGUGGUCGUGGUCGUCGUCGUGGUCGUCGUAGUCGUCGUCGUGGUGGUCGUCGUAGUCGUGGUGGUGGUCGUCGUAGUCGUGGUGGUGGUCGUAGUCGUGGUGGUGGUCGUAGUCGUGGUGGUCGUAGUCGUCGUGGUGUUGGUGGUCGUCGUAGUGGUGUUGGUGGUCGUCGUAGUGGUGAUGGUGGUCGUCGUAGUGGUGUUGGUGGUGGUCGUAGUGGUGUUGGUGGUCGUCGUAGUGGUGUUGGUAGUCGUCGUAGUGGUGUUGGUCGUCGUCGUAGUGGUGUUAGUAGUAGUGUUAGUAGUAGUAGUAGUAGUAGUAAAAUGACAAACAAAUAUGUGUCAUUUUUAUUGUUUACAAAUGGCCAUAUGAUUAACGGUGUUGAUGGGGUUGAUUACGAUCAACCUCCAUGUGGAAAUUUUAGCAUAAAUUGGAAUAGUAGAAUUGUGUUCGAACAAUUCCUCCAAAUGGUAGGAUUAUCACUUGGUGUAGAUAUGAGUUCAAGCUAG
Cucumis melo (muskmelon) is the source of this 705-nucleotide messenger RNA. RefSeq lists its product as uncharacterized. Lineage: Eukaryota; Viridiplantae; Streptophyta; Magnoliopsida; Cucurbitales; Cucurbitaceae. The transcript has 2 exons. The record is from RefSeq and is a predicted model, not a curated record. The coding region runs from base 1 to 705 and encodes 234 amino acids.